Molecule: messenger RNA, 945 nt
Organism: Dipodomys spectabilis (banner-tailed kangaroo rat)
Lineage: Eukaryota; Metazoa; Chordata; Mammalia; Rodentia; Heteromyidae
Product: olfactory receptor 5D14
Exons: 1
Coding region: 1-945 (314 amino acids)
Biological process (GO): sensory perception of smell; G protein-coupled receptor signaling pathway
Cellular component (GO): membrane
Molecular function (GO): olfactory receptor activity; G protein-coupled receptor activity; odorant binding
Source: RefSeq, a predicted model, not a curated record
AUGGUGAUUACUGCAAGAAAUCUGAGUGUGGAGACAACCUUCAUCCUCUUAGGUUUUGCAGAUUAUCCAGAGCUGCAGAUCCCUCUCUUCCUGGUGUUUCUGAUCAUGUACAGUCUCACGGUGGUAGGAAACCUUGGGAUGAUCAUACUCAUCAAGACGAACCCCAAAUUUCACACCCCCAUGUACCUUUUCCUUAGUCAUCUUUCAUUUAUUGAUUUCUAUUACUCUUCCAUCAUCAUACCCAAGCUGCUAGAGAACUUGGUGAUGACGGAUAAAAGCAUCUUCUACGCCAGCUGCAUGCUGCAAUUCUUCCUGUCUUGCAUGGCCGUGGUGACCGAAUCUUACUUGUUGGCUGUAAUGGCCUAUGACCGCUUUGUGGCCAUCUGUAAUCCCCUCCUGUAUACCGUGGCCAUGUCACAGAGGCGCUGCACCCUGUUAGUGGCUGGUUCAUAUAUCUGGGGUAUAUUUUGUCCCUUGGUACUCCUUUGCCACGCACUGCAGCUCAACUUCUCUGGAUUUCAUGUGAUCAACCACUUUUUCUGCGAAUACACUUCCCUCAUCACCGUCUCCAGCUCUGACAUCCACACGCCCCACCUGCUCCUUUUCUGCUUUGCUACCUUCAAUGAGGUGAGUACGCUGCUGAUCAUCCUCACCUCCUAUGUGUUUAUAUUUGUCACGGUGCUGAAAAUACGCUCUGCCAGCGGGCGGCGCAAAGCCUUCUCCACCUGUGCCUCCCACCUGACCGCCAUCACCAUCUUCCACGGGACCAUCCUGUCCCUGUACUGUGUGCCCAACUCGAAAAACUCUCGCCACGUGGUCAAAGUGGCCUCCGUCUUCUACAUGGUCGUCAACCCCAUGCUGAACCCUCUGAUCUACAGCCUGAGAAACAAAGACGUGAAAGAGGUUUUCCAGAAAUUCCUGGCCACCAAAAGUCCAUGGCACUGA